This is a messenger RNA of Pyricularia pennisetigena, 1344 nucleotides long. RefSeq lists its product as uncharacterized. Gene Ontology annotation, molecular function: hydrolase activity. The coding region runs from base 1 to 1344 and encodes 447 amino acids. The record is from RefSeq and is a predicted model, not a curated record. NCBI's taxonomy places the organism in Eukaryota, Fungi, Ascomycota, Sordariomycetes, Magnaporthales, Pyriculariaceae. The transcript has a single exon.
AUGGAAUAUAAACAGCAGACGAGCCUCGUGACCCCGCGCCUCAUUAUCCAUGGCGGCGCGGGAAACAUCACGCCCGAGAACCUCCCGCCGGAGCGCUACAACGCCUUCCGCGAAGCUUUGUUGACCAUUGUCACCAAAACACACGCCUACAUGACCACGCCCUCCGCCUGCAUCGCGGUAGAGAAACCCACGGCGCAGGUCCUUCCGGGCGCGCUCGACGUAGCCGUGCAUGCGGUCCUGCAGCUCGAGGACAACCCGCUGUUCAACGCUGGCCACGGCGCGGUCUUCACCCGCGAUGGUAUCAACGAGUUGGAGGCAUCUGUCAUGGUGUCACGUGGCCAUGCGAAGCGCGCAGUGGGUGUGGCUGGCCUGCGGAGAGUGCGCCACCCCAUCCUGCUUGCCCGUAAAAUCCUCGAACAUGGAGACGAGGACCUCGGCGUGAACGACAAUCGCGGCGCGGCUCCAGAUGUGCCAUCCGCACAGGGUCACACUCUCCUCUUUGGCGAGACGGCCGAAGUCCUGGCGCGCGACCAUUACGGGCUGGAGAUGGUGGAACCCGAGUAUUUCUUCACGCAGCGGCGAUGGGACGAGCACCUCCGAGGGCUGGAGCGGGAGCGGCAGUCCAACGGGCGGGCCUCGGCGAGCUGGUCCGCCAAGGAGUACGUACCGCAAGGCACCGUUGGUGCUGUAGCGCUCGAUUCGAACGGUGUCAUAUGCGUUGCGACAAGCACAGGUGGUCUCACCAACAAGCUGACUGGGCGCAUCGGAGACACCCCGUCGCCGGGCUCUGGGUUCUGGGCGGAGGAAUGGGUUGAAACUGGUGACCCCACUGGUUCGCAGGGCUUGCAGAAGAUGCUCUCACAACCAGGUCCAGCUGUUCAGCUGAGCCCUUCCCUCCAAGGUCUGAUAGCUGACUGUCUUCCUACCCCACUGCUUCGCAUGCCUUUCCCCAACGAUCAGAGACGCUCAGUCACCACGACACGCUCCUUUGCUGGGUCGGGCACAGGAAACGGCGAUAGCUUUAUGCGUGUUGCCGCGCUUCGGACAGUCGCUGCCAUGGCACGCUUCAAGCCAAUCCCAUCAUCGCACGCUCUCAGCGCUGUCGCAGGCCCGGGAGGAGAGCUUCAGCGCAGUGCACAGGAUAGAUGGGGCCUGAAGGGCGAAGGCGAGGGUGGAAUAAUUGGUAUUGAGUGUGCAAUCGUCACCGAUGACAGGGGUCGCAUUGUGGAAUCGAGAACCGAUGUUGUGCACGACCACAACUGUGGCGGCAUGUUCCGAGCGUGGAUUGAUAUCAAUGGCGAGGCGCACUUCAAGGUUUUUCUGAACGAUGCCGAUAUGGUCUGA